GACCCUCCCUCCGACAGCUGUCUGUUAGUCUGUUGGGUGAGGCAAGGCGAGGCCGGGAUUCUGGAAAGAGGGCCGGGAAGGAGCCAGGUGACACAGCAGGUGUUGAUGGGCAUUUACUCCGGGCCUGCACGGUGCUCGCUGACCCUCGCCAGGAGCUCCGGGACGGAUGGUGUUAACGCCCCUCCCACAGACACAGAAACCGGGCAGCAGGCAGGCUGUGCCCUCAAUGACUCUCCCGUGGGCCUGGCUGCCUAUAUUCUAGAGAAGUUUUCCACCUGGACCAACUCGGAGUUCCGAGACCUGGAGGACGGAGGCCUGGAGAGGAAGUUCUCCCUGGACGAUCUGCUGACCAACAUCAUGCUCUACUGGACCACGGGCACCAUCACCUCCUCCCAGCGCUUCUACAAGGAGAACCUGGGACAGGGCUACCUGGCCCAGAAGCAUGAGCGGAUGAAGGUCUACGUGCCCACCGGCUUUGCUGCCUUCCCUUGUGAGUUACUACACGCCCCAGAAAAGUGGGUGAAGUUCAAGUACCCGAAACUGAUCUCCUAUUCCUACAUGCCCCGCGGGGGCCACUUUGCCGCCCUCGAGGAGCCGCAGCUGAUGGCUCAGGACAUCCGCAAGUUCGUGGGGCUGCUGGAGCGGCAGUGACCUUGCCCCUUCACCGGGAAGCCCCGUCUCCCAGCGCCAGCUCCCCGAGGGAGGGGGGCUGCCAGGGAGGCGGCCUCCCCGUCUCCUCCUGGGGAAGACGCCCCUUUUCUGAGAAUGAGUUUGCUUCUGUCCCCUGCCCAGGCUGGGACCCCGUGCUCACCGCCUCCACGCGCGCUCCCCUCCCCCCGCCACGUGUUAGCAACCUGGCUUUGACGAUAAACGAUUUUACUUCUAAGCGGCUGGAACCAAGUG
Diceros bicornis minor is the source of this 903-nucleotide messenger RNA. Its product is annotated as epoxide hydrolase 1-like. Gene Ontology annotation, biological process: epoxide metabolic process; arachidonate metabolic process. The coding region runs from base 106 to 651 and encodes 181 amino acids. The transcript is spliced from 4 exons. Gene Ontology annotation, molecular function: epoxide hydrolase activity. The record is from RefSeq and is a predicted model, not a curated record. NCBI's taxonomy places the organism in Eukaryota, Metazoa, Chordata, Mammalia, Perissodactyla, Rhinocerotidae.